This is a messenger RNA of Anolis sagrei ordinatus, 3045 nucleotides long. NCBI's taxonomy places the organism in Eukaryota, Metazoa, Chordata, Lepidosauria, Squamata, Anolidae. The record is from RefSeq and is a predicted model, not a curated record.
GGCGGCGGCAGCUGCGCUCUCUUCGCCUCUCUCCGCGGUUCCCUCUCCCGCGCGCCUUGCUGUCUGCCUGGGCUGCGCUCCUUCCGCCUUUCCAACUUUCCUGCCAUCGUGACACACUCGCAUCUAUCGUGACACGGGCAUAUCUCUCUUUCCUGGCUCGGGCUUCUCCUCGUCCUCCUUUCCGGGACGGAUCUGCUUCUUCCUUGAGAGACGGAGGCAGCCGGGGUCUUCUCUCUCCUUUCCUUCGCCUUUGGGGCGCUCACUUCAACCGAGAGCCGGACGGAGGCGGUCCUCGCUGCCCAUCGGGGGAGAAUUGAGGCUGCUCCUCCUUGUUUCGCCUUGUUUUCUCGGGAGCGGGAGCCACUCGACGCUCUGAUCCGGAUUGGGUCGCGGCGAACUGACUGCCGAAGUCUUCUUGCCUUCGCCCCGUCCCGCGAGACAGGACUUGGAUGUGGAUGAAAAUGUAGAAGGUGAAGAAAUGCUGGUGCAUAUGUUCAAAUGGGCAUUUGGAUGUACUGCAGAAGAUGUACACUGACAGAACCCUUUGGCUACAGUAAAAACCUGGAAAAAUUGUCAAGGAUGAGGUCCUGUGCCAAAUCAAUGCUUCCGGCUCAGUGGCUGUUCCUGGCAUAUGUGUUAAUGGUGUGCUGUAAAUUGUUGUCUGCGACUGGCCACCAUCCCCGGGGGCAUCCAGGCCACCACCAAGUGAAGCAAGGGACAUGUGAAGUGGUUGCUGUGCACCGGUGUUGCAACAAGAACAAGAUUGAAGAGCGGUCACAAACUGUCAAGUGUUCUUGCUUCCCUGGGCAAGUUGCUGGCACAACGCGAGCUCAGCCCUCCUGCGUGGAAGCUGCCAUUGUCAUCCAGAAGUGGUGGUGUCAUAUGAACCCUUGUCUGGAUGGAGAAGACUGUAAAGUGCUUCCAGAUUACUCAGGUUGGUCGUGCAGCAGUGGAAACAAAGUCAAAACUACCAAGGCAAGUUUAUCUUUUGCUCUAAACAUCACAAGUCACUUUGACAAAAUGAUGGGAUCAUUGGGAGAAAUCCUGAUUAAAUCAGGAAUAUGUUGGCUUUCAUCUGUGUGUGAAAGAGGGGGGAUUAACUGCUUUCCUGAUAUCAUUUCCUGAUCUUUCUUGUUUGUUUGUUCCAUCGCUUCGUGAUCUCAUGGACCAGCCCACACCAGAGCUCCCUGUCAGCUGUGGCCACCUUCAGCUCCUUCAAGGUCAAGACAGUCACUUCAAGGUUACCAUCCACCCAUCUUGCCCUUGGUUGGCCCCUCUUCCUUUUUCCUUCCAUUUCCCCCAAUAUCAUUAUCUUCUUCAAGCUUUCCUGUCUUCUCAUGAUGUGGCCAAAGUGCCUCAUCUUUGCCUGUGAUAUCUUUCCCUCCAGUGAGCAAUCAGGCUGAUCUAAACCCUCCAAAACAUCUGAAGGAGCCCCCGGUGGCGCAGUGGGUUAAAGCACUGUGCCGGCAGGACUGAAGACCGACAGGUCGCAGGUUCGAAUCCAGGAAGAGGUGGAUGACCUCCCUCUAUUAGCUCCAGCUCCUCAUGCGGGGGCAUGAGAGAAACCUCCCACAAGGAUGAUAAAACAUCAAAAAAAAUUAUCCAGGCUUCCCCUGGGCAACGUCCUUGCAGACGGCCAAUUCUCUCACAAAAGGAGCGGUUGCUCCUGACACGACAAAAAAAUAAAUAAAAAAUCUCAAGAACCUCAAAUGUCAGCUUUUUUUCAAGGGGAAAAUGUUGCAAGUUCAUUUUUAGAAAUUUGUGUAUUUCUUCCCACAAGGUCAUUAAUUAAGGGAGAAACUCAGACCAUGGAAAAGUAGCAUGGGAAGAAAAACCUUAGCCUGCCAGCCUAGUAGUCCUGAUUCAGUCUCCACUUUUAGCUUCAAUAUACGAAAUUUGAUCAUAGCCCUUCCACCAUCUUAUAUUGUUCCUGUGUUGUCCUGGUUCUCACAACUAGAAAGGGGGUGUUGACUAGUGUGAGUUUAUAAAGAAACACUUCCUGUAAUAUGUACAUCCCUGGGUCCUUAGGCCUUUUUAGGAUGCCUUUUCCCAAAUAUCCUAAAUGAUGUUUGAUGAACGUAAGCAAGAAAGAGGGCUUCUUGGUUGUGGCACCCUGAUUAUUUAUUACUGUCAACAUCAAAAUCUGCCUAGUGGCAAAGAUAUUCUUCUCCCCCCUGACAUUUUAGCUUCCUUUACAUGUUUUAAAUGUUAUUCCAAGUCUUGCACUUAGUCUAUUUAUUGCACUUUUUCUUUGAUCUUAUUGACAUUAGGAAAUCAGUUGUUUAUUGGCAGGCUAAUGCUAUGUGUAAAAACUACAAUAUUAGCAGCUAUAGCAUUCCUGUCAAGAUGAUAAGGAGGUGUUUAUUUUUAGAAAAUUGUUUCUUGUGGGAUCAGUUGACCACCCAAUGUCUAAGGGCCCUUCCACACAGCCAUAUAACCCAAAAUACCAAGGCGGAAAAUCCCACAAUAUCAUCUUUGAACUGGGUUAUCUGAGUCCACACUGCAAUAUAUUCCAGUUCAAAGCAGAUCAUGUGUAUUGAGCUGUGUGGAAGGGGCCUAAGACUUUGCUACUAUCUCUACACUGCCCCGUGGUGACAGUCUGCUUGCUGUAAUAGGGAUGGAUAAAUUAUUGGAGAAUUCUCAGUUUAACUGAAGUACAUCACCAAGGAUUUCAGACUCCCAUGUCUGAAUAGCUCCCCAGAAUAUUACAAGAACAAAAGCUUGAGGGUGGAAACCAGAAAUAGAUUUUUUGUGUGAAAGGACUGCAAAUUCAAGCCUAGGUAAUGAAAUCAGAAACGCACUAGGCUCAACUCUGUUUCUUGAUUCUGGGGUCCCUUCCACACAGCUGAAUAAAAUCCCAGAAUAUCAGGACAGAAAAUUUCACAAUAUCUGCUUGAACUGGGUUAUCUGAGUCCACACUACCAAAUAUUCCAGUUCCAAGCAGAUAAUGUGGGAUUUUAUUCAGCUGUGUGGAAGGGUCCUAGGCUAAUGUUUUGCACUUGACUCCAGCUGAUCAACCACAGAUUUUAAAGAAAAAUGAAACAA